Molecule: messenger RNA, 339 nt
Organism: Culicoides brevitarsis
Lineage: Eukaryota; Metazoa; Arthropoda; Insecta; Diptera; Ceratopogonidae
Product: probable salivary secreted peptide
Exons: 2
Coding region: 1-339 (112 amino acids)
Source: RefSeq, a predicted model, not a curated record
AUGACACGCGUAUUGAAAUCGAUUUUAUUGCUGUGCGCCCUCAUUGGUGCCAUUCACGCAACCACACUGAUUAUGGGAAACCGCGUUUCCGGUGACGUGUUGCUCCUAAGUCAAAUCCGUGCACGAAAAGCCAGUAACGUGAUCCAAAGCGAAAUGUUGGAAUACAAAGGCACUCGAAACAUCACCUACAUUCGAGCUUUGGAUAAUUUCAUUAACGGCACCGGCGGAUAUGCGACCGUUGUGAGCGGAGGAUUGUACGCGAAAAAUGUCACAUUGAGACUUGCUUCGUCUGCGGCAAAUCGAGGAUAUAACUUUACCGUUGAACUUUACGGCAAAUAA